Molecule: messenger RNA, 4803 nt
Organism: Linum trigynum
Lineage: Eukaryota; Viridiplantae; Streptophyta; Magnoliopsida; Malpighiales; Linaceae
Source: the annotation of a GenBank genome assembly
CCUCGUUAACUAAGUUUCUUCACUCUCCACUUCAUAAUAUCAACUUCAUUAUAAACAAUUAGAAAGAACAAAUUAUACAUGUCUCCACAAACAUAAAGAAUAUUAAUUGUUUAAGGAAGAUAUAUUAUUUAGAAUAUUAAAUAUACCGGAAAAAUAAUUAUAUGUGUGUGGGCGGGUACCCAUGGGUCGGGUUUACCUAAACCCAAACCCAACCCGACCCGGUGAAUAGUGUAGCGGGUUUAAACCCGAACCCGGCCCAAAACCCGUCAACACGGAUUUUACCCGCGUUGACCAGGUUGGAUCGGGUGGAUACCCGUGGGUUCGAGUUUUGUUGCCAUCCCUACACCCUGUCAACUCUCCAGCUAAUUGGAAGAAGUAAUUUGGCCACAAAAUAGGAAUGCAUCAACAUAAAGUUCAUUAGAGGUGGGAGGAGGGGACGAACUUGUUAUAGGGUUGUUUACAUAGUAAGUGUUAGCAUGUUAGCAUGAUGCUAACACUUACGGGUGUUAACACCCUAUUCGCUUUUCAGCUAGGUGGAUGAAGGAAUUUGGCCACAAAAUAGGAAUGCAUCAACUGGAAUGAGUCAAUUUGAACUAUUUCGUUUUGCAUCAAUUUAAGUUGAUAGGAAAAUCACAAGUAGUUCAGAAUGAUAGAAAUAAUUUUGGGGUCGUUUGGUUUUGGUGACUGUUUGGUUGUAAUAGUUACAAUCCAUGCAUUGUCCACAAAUGCCUCUUUUUUUUAUUUUCUGCACAAACAAUACAUGCAUUGUUUGCUUGAUUUGACUCAAACUAUUACUCAAAAUGAGUGAUAGUUAAAAUUCAAGUUUUUGGUGAGAUUGUUGUGCUUUAUUUUCUUCCAACUAUGCCUCUACCUUUUUAUGUGUGUUGCUUUUUUAUAUUAAGGGGUCGUUUGCUUGAUGGAUUUGGGUCAUGGAUUUGGGACUCAAAUCCCAAGCAUGAUGGACUUUAGUCAAGUCCAUUGUUUGUUGUCAAGUGUUAAAUCCGUGGGGUCCACGGAUUUGUUCCCUUUUUUGGAUCCAAAUCCGUGGACCCCACGGACUUGUAAAUCCCACAUAUUGGGAUGGGAUUUGUAAAUCCUUGAUUGCUAGUUAUAUCUAUAGCAAAUUCAUCAUAAUUAUAUCAUCAAAUCUAUCAUGCAAACAAUAGACUCUUCAAAUCUAUGAUAGUACAAAUUUCUCAUAAAUCCAAAGGUUUUUUUGAGCCAAAACCCUCAUUUUUCAAAUCCAACAAACAAACGACCCCUAAAAACAAAGAGUAAAAGUGACACUUCACCAAAAAAGUAAUAUAACUUAUUUAAAUAACACAAUAAUUAUCACAAUAACCAAAUAAUGUAAACUACAAUACACCGAAUUUCAUAUAUACGUGUAUAUUUAUGUAUAUUAUUUGAGACAGCUACAUUAAAUUACCUCAUUUGUGAAAUCCAUACUCCAAAUCCAAAGUUCAAACCAAUCUAUACUCACUGAACAGGAAAAUCCAUAUUGAAAUUGCGAAUCUGGUGCAGUGGCCAAAACUGUCAUUUCCAACCUGCUAAUGAAUUAUUUGUUUUCCCUUCCACCCAAAAACUGGGAAAAAUAUCCAAACAGAAACAAAUAAACAAUAAAUAAUAUAAUUUUCUCAACCUGAUUAUUUUCCUCCCUCUUUCCUCUCCGCCACAAAGAAAGCCUUCCCCUUUCUUCAACUUCGACUCUAAGCUUUAACACAUCGUGUUGUUCAUCAUCACUACUGGCUUGAUAUUAUUUUGCCCCCAUCUCACACCUUCCUCCUAUUCUUCCUUUCUUCCUCCUCCUCCGAGAUCUAAAAGCUCUCUGCUUUUGUAUCCUUCCCACUUCCUUCUUGAUUCUUACACUGGCAUAGGUAGUAGCGAUCAUCGCUGGUUCCGUUUCCCACAAAAAAAGCUUUUUAGUAUUUGCCGCUGCUUCUCUUUGUAUACCCACUUCCAACUUGAUCCGUUAAUCUAUUGGGUUCUUUCAUUCUAGUCUCCAUUUGUUUUCUUCUUCAAUUGGCCGCAAGCUCUUGUGCCCUUUGUCUACUUACCCUCUUUCGUCUCUUCUGUCUUGUUUCUUCUGUUGUUUCGGUGCCAGACAGUGGGUGAGUUGCCCUUUCCCCGAUUCGGGAACUUGUUGGGAUUUGCUCAAUUCCUUUCGGUGCCGAAUUGAUUGCCCCGAUCUUUGCUUUGCUAGUUGGAUUCGAUUUGGCUUCUAAGGAAGUUCUAGGUUUUGUUUUGGUGGGAUUCCAUUUCAGAUUUUACUGGGUUUUUGCUGAUCUGGGGUGAAGUUUAAUCCUUUGAAGUUUUGGCUAUCUGGGUUCUUUCAAAUUGACACUCGAGAGAGCUUUCAGUACUGUAAGACACUGCGGUUUGUGGGUGGAGGCAGACUCCCGCUUGAUAAAGAAUUUUGGAGAAAGAUUAAUGCUUUGUUGGUGUUGAGAUGCAGCCUGAUCAGCGAAAGAAGUCUGUCGAAGUUGACUUUUUCACCGAGUAUGGUGAGGGGAGCAGGUAUAAAAUAGAGGAAGUUAUUGGCAAAGGAAGUUAUGGUGUUGUUUGCUCUGCAUUUGACACACACACAGGAGAGAAAGUUGCAAUUAAGAAAAUCAAUGACAUCUUUGAACAUGUCUCUGAUGCCACACGCAUCCUUCGAGAAAUUAAACUUCUCAGGCUUCUCCGUCAUCCGGAUAUUGUGGAGAUCAAGCACAUCUUGUUGCCCCCUUCCAGAAGGGAGUUUAAGGACAUCUAUGUAGUUUUUGAGUUGAUGGAAUCUGAUCUACACCAAGUUAUCAAAGCAAAUGAUGAUCUAACACCCGAGCACUAUCAGUUCUUUCUUUAUCAGCUUCUCCGAGGCCUGAAGUACAUACACACUGCCAAUGUGUUUCACAGGGAUCUAAAACCUAAAAAUAUCUUAGCCAAUGCUGACUGUAAAUUAAAGAUUUGUGACUUCGGCCUAGCAAGAGUUGCCUUCAAUGACACUCCCACGGCUAUUUUCUGGACAGAUUAUGUUGCUACGAGAUGGUAUAGAGCUCCAGAAUUGUGUGGGUCGUUUUUCUCCAAGUACACACCAGCAAUAGACAUAUGGAGCAUUGGAUGCAUCUUUUCUGAACUUUUGACCGGGAAACCUCUUUUCCCCGGGAAAAAUGUAGUCCAUCAGUUGGAUCUGAUGACUGAUCUUUUGGGAACCCCAUCUUCUGAAGCAAUUGCAAGGGUUCGCAAUGAGAAAGCUCGGAGAUACCUUAGUAGCAUGCGGAAGAAGAAGCCAAUUCCUUUUACUCACAAAUUCCCUCAUGCAGAUCCUCUUGCACUUAGAUUAUUAGAAAAAAUGCUAGCAUUUGAACCCAAAGACCGGCCUACUGCUGAAGAGGCCCUUGCAGAUCCAUAUUUCAGAGGUUUGGCCAAAGUUGAGAGAGAGCCUUCUGCUCAACCUGUUACCAAGAUGGAAUUUGAAUUUGAGAGGCGAAGAAUAACAAAAGAAGAUGUAAGAGAGCUCAUUUACAGAGAAACACUGGAGUACCAUCCAAAAAUGUUGAAAGAAUUCUUAGAAGGUUCAGAACCAACGGGCUUCAUGUACCCAAGUGCUGUUGACCAUUUCAAGAAGCAAUUUGCAUAUCUUGAGGAGCAUUAUGGAAAUGGUGGGCCUGCUGCUACUCCGCCAGAAAGAACUCAUGCAUCAUUGCCAAGGGCCUGUGUAUUAUAUUCAGAUAAGAAUCCUAUGCUGAGCUCAGCAAAAGUAGCAAAUGAUCUUUCUAAAUGUUCUAUCAAAGAUAUCGAGAAGCCACACAUGGACAAGAGUGGUGGUAUCCCUAUCACAAGGCCUCCCAUUCAAGUCCCUCAAAGUAUUCAAGCGGGACCUGCUCGUCCCGGGAAAGUUGUUGGCUCUGUACUGCGAUACAACAACUGUGCCACAGCAGCAGAGCCUGUUGUCGACCAACGGAGAAUGGUUAGAAACUCUUCUACCACAUCUCAAUACACCUCUUCGAACGGUUCGUAUCCGAGAAGAAACCCAGGCUGCAAGAACGACAGGGGAGAAGACGAUGGAAUUGAAGGGUCCAAUGGAUUGCAGCCAAAACCACAGUUCAUGGCAAGGAAAGUUGCUGCUGCUCAAGGUGGACCGGGAAGUCAAUGGUAUUGAUGAUGGUUAUACACAGCCUGGUUGGCUGAGUUUGUAACACUUCAAUUUCUCCAUUUUCCCUAAUGGAGCUGCUAUGAACUGGACUCACCUGCUUCGAGUACUCGGUCAUGCAAUGGACUACUUUGGUGCCAAGGGUGGUUCAAAAGACUGGUCGGAGGGACUAUCUUGUCUUGAGAGGACGAAGUGAAGCAGAGAAUGGAACAGGUUGUGUAAUUUAUUUAUCUAACUGAAAGGUUAAAAAAGCUGUAAUAAACAGGUUCUUGGUUCGUGAGAAUACUCGGAUAUUGCAUGUCUGGUUUAAGCUCAGUAGUCAGCCCACACGAAAGGAGUCUGAUGUUCGUAAAUCAGAGUCGGGUAGAGUUGGCUGGUUGCUUACCAGAUUCUCUGCAUCUCUUGUUCGUUCGUUCCGAGAUAGGAAGUUUUUAUACCCUUUUGUUAUGUUAACCCCAAAUUGUUCGUAUUCACUAUUUGUACACUUCUGUCUAUGUAACUUUGUUAAAUAAAGAUCCUGCUUUUUGUGCUUGUGAAUUGUGAUAUUCCAGGGCCAUGGAUCCUUCUAUUUCUAUAGAAGGAAUCCCUAUUGGUUACUGUUUGUGCUCGCUUAUUAUUUCAUGCAAAUUGCAUCUAUGAUUUAUGGUUUUGUGAAAUACAGACGGUUUAACUGU